AUUUAAUUAGUGACGGUAGGGCACAACGUAGGCCCGCGCGGGUAGGCUAUCACCAUCCUACUUCUCCCGCGAAGCAGUCGUGCGAUCCGAUUUGAAGGAUGGGACAGUCGUUAUGCAAUGCAAUUGCGACCUCUUGUCUCAAGACGGGCGGCGGCUUUCGCGUUGUGUUGUCUAUGGGUAUCAGUAACUAUAACAACAUUACCCUUGUAAGAAAUAAAAAUAUAUAUCUAUAAUACAGGAAAUCCUAACUUGAAGUCUUUUUGUUGGAAUGCUUAAUUUAUUUAUUUGAAAAGUUGACUUUGUUUUCUCGAUCAAAUUGAUUCUUUGAAAGCCGAAGGCCGCGUACGGGUUAUUGGCGGGCUUCUCGUCAGCAACAGGUAAACUGUGGUCCAGACAAGAUCGAUAAACGGAAGCUGUGACAUGCGCAUUAGCAUUGUAGCCGUCAUGAGCUCUCUUGUGCUGCUCUUAUUACUAUUAUCUGCUCUAGAGGGCUAUUGCGACCUCCUACGAGACAGCGUACAUGUCACCUCGGCCGCGGCGAGACCUAACAAUGAAUUGUGGUGCUACAAAUGUCUUGCAGAAGUACCGGAAGACAAAUGUGCUGAUUUAAGACACAAUAAUUCGGAUUUGAUUCAUAAAUGCCACAAUGAUCGACGAAUGUGUAUGGUAAAGCGAUUCUCGUACACUACAUCGACGGAAAACUCGACGACCGCUUUGAAGAUGUGGGCGUUGGAGCGCAACUGUACAAAGCACUGCGAGCCCGGUUGCAUAGUCAUCGGCGAGAGGACGAAACUUUACGCCUGCACCUCGUGCUGCUCAACCUCCUUAUGUAACUACGGAUCCGGAGCUGGAAAAGCUAUUUUCUUCAAGAAUAUCGUUACUGUUCUUAUUCUACUCUCCAUAGCAUUAUGAUUACGAUAUUGAAGGAGUUUUGUUUUUGUUUUUGUUUUGUUUAAUUCUAACGUUAAAUUUCUCUUAAACGUAAUUUUCAAGAUAUAGUUAACUAUAUAGUUCAACAAUUUUAAUGUAAUUUAAAUUUUAGUAGGUGAUAUCAAUUUACAACAUAUGUAUUUUGUGUCCAUUAGAACGCCUAAACACAUAAGUACGUCUACGUAGGUACUAAAGUCACCUACCUCAAAAACUAUAUAUAUACUUAUUAUUCCAUGAGGCUUACCAACAAAGAACGAUUAGUUAGAUUUUUUUAGAAACUUGAUUUAAUCAGUAAAGUUAGCGAAACAAUUGCUUAAAAAUGUAUCAUAAUUAUUUUAUAAUAUUACCAUAAUUAUAUCAAAAUAUCUAAUUUAUACAAAAUUAGAAUGCGAAUUAAAAUUAAAACUUACAACCGUAUUCGUAUGCUACUAUUCUAUAUUUCACAUUUUUCAAGAAUUUAUAUAUUUACAUAAAUAUAUUGUUAUUAACAUUAGAUGGUUUUUCACUAACCGGCUCGGCGACGGAGCUGGCCACACCGCUGCUCUCUCACACUACAACGUGCACACUGCUACAUUUUAUAUGGAUAUGCUAUUACCAAAUUAUUUCUACGUAGUGUCUUAUAUUUGUGCAGGUUUUUUGAGCCAACACGAAGUGAUACCAAUCAGCCUGGCCACGAAUGUCAUCAUCAGCAAACUUUAAGUAGUCCUUCUGCCCUAUUCCAGCAAUCGUGCCGUGCCGUUUGUUGCAAAAACUUUCACUAAGCCAGGUCAAAAAAUAUUUACUACAUGGCUUCAACCAUAAAAUGGUAGAAAUUCUUGUUGAAUUAUUUAGUAAUUUAUAUAAAUUUUAAAAGUCGUUGUCACCUUACAUGUUGAAUUUAAUAAAUUAUUUAGGUAACUCUUGAUUGUUAUUGUAUGUAGAUCUUAAUUAGUUAAGAGUAAACUUAUGUAUCGAUUAUUGAAAUCUGAUUAAAUGUUUUGAUUUAUUGUA
This is a messenger RNA of Bombyx mori (domestic silkworm), 1920 nucleotides long. RefSeq lists its product as uncharacterized. NCBI's taxonomy places the organism in Eukaryota, Metazoa, Arthropoda, Insecta, Lepidoptera, Bombycidae. The record is from RefSeq and is a predicted model, not a curated record. The coding region runs from base 421 to 912 and encodes 163 amino acids. The transcript has 4 exons.